Mangifera indica (mango) is the source of this 1888-nucleotide messenger RNA. RefSeq names its product probable serine/threonine-protein kinase PBL26. Gene Ontology annotation, molecular function: protein kinase activity; ATP binding. NCBI's taxonomy places the organism in Eukaryota, Viridiplantae, Streptophyta, Magnoliopsida, Sapindales, Anacardiaceae. The record is from RefSeq and is a predicted model, not a curated record. Gene Ontology annotation, biological process: protein phosphorylation. The coding region runs from base 434 to 1624 and encodes 396 amino acids. The transcript is spliced from 5 exons.
AAUUCUCUAUCCAAAAAAGACAACUUCAAAAAAUAGAAGUCUCUCCCUGUUCUACGGAAACUCCAAAAAGAAAAAAAAAUGCAACCCUUCUUCGUUUCAGUUUCACCUUAUUUUGCUUCUGUGAUGGUUUUUGGCGCUUUUCCUCUUUAUCUGUACCUUUUCCCUGUUUGUAAUCUUAAAACUCCUUAGCCAUUAACCAACAUGUUGUUUGUUAAUGGUGUCAGGAGAUUUUUGAAGGUAUAAUUAAUUGCAUCAAAAUCAAAUCUAAUGUUAGCUUCAUCAUACUCUUCUUUUCAGCAGAUUCUGGGGUUGGUUUUUGGUCUCUUGAUCUUUUUUUCUUAUUCACUAACAAACAUUUCUGAUACCAGACAAAUCAAAAGAUUCUUAAAUUUAGGUUACUGGGUCUGAUAAAUUUCCCUUCAAAAAUUAAAAAAUGAGUUGCUUUUCGUGUUUUUCAUCCCAUGAAAGGAAAAGCAGUUCCAAAAAAGUAGCUUCUUCCAAAAAAUUUCAAACGCAACUAUCAACUUCUCGACCAGAUCAAUCCGCGGCUCGGCUCCAGAAUUAUAAUCCUAAUCCCAGUCAAAGGCCUUCGCAGGAACCUGGUAAGAACAAUGGAGCAGGCGAUAGAAGCAUUGCGGCACAGACAUUCACAUUUCGUGAACUAGCCACAGCUACAAAGAAUUUUAGGCAAGAAUGUUUAAUCGGUGAAGGGGGAUUUGGGAGAGUUUACAAGGGAAAAUUUGAGAAGAGUGGGCAGGUUGUGGCUGUGAAGCAACUUGAUAGGAGUGGCUUGCAGGGGAACAAAGAAUUUCUUGUUGAGGUGUUGGCGGUAAGCCUCUUACGCCAUGAAAAUCUGGUAAAUCUAAUCGGUUAUUGUGCUGAUGGAGAUCAAAGACUUCUAGUUUAUGAAUACGUGACAUUGGGAUCUAUGGAAGAUCAUGUUUUUGAUCUUUCACCCGAAAAGAAGCCAAUGGAUUGGAGCACAAGAAUGAAAAUAGCAUUAGGGAUCGGAAGAGGUUUAGAAUAUUUGCACGAUAAAGCCAAUCCCCCAGUCAUCUACCGCGACUUGAAAUCCUCAAACAUCUUGCUAGACAGUGAAUACAACGCCAAGCUCUCUGAUUUUGGAUUAGCCAAGCUUAGACCUGCUGGGGACAAGUUACCUUUAUCCUCCGGAGUAAUGGGAACAUACGGUUAUUGUGCCCCCGAGUAUCAAACAACAGAUCAACUAACUGCCAAGUCCGAUGUCUACAGCUUCGGUGUCGUUUUGUUAGAGCUGAUCACAGGAAGAAGAGUUCUUGACACAACAAGACCAACCGAAGAGCAAAAUCUAGUCACAUGGGCGCAAACUUUCUUCAGGGAGCCAAGCAGGUACCCACAACUGGCUGAUCCAGGUCUAGAAGGAAACUAUUCUGUGAGCGAUUUGAAUCAAGUAGUGGCAGUUGCAGCCAUGUGUCUGCAAGAAGAGCCCACCGUUAGACCUUUUAUGAGUGAUGUGGUGACUCUUCUCAGUUUCCUUGGGUGCUGUCAAAAGUCAGGCACAAACGGUCCUAAUGGAGCCUCUUUUCUUACUAUACCACCUGUUCAAGAAAUGACCACUGAUGUAAAUGGGGAUAAUGAAAGAUAGCCAAUUUAAACGCCAAAAAACGGUGCAGAAGCAAAACAAUGAGGGUCUGAUUUGAAGCAUGAUUGAUCAGUGCUUCUUCACAGUAGAAUUUUCAAUAAUAAAUAGAUGCAUAUAUUGAGCAUAUAAUCUUCUUCCUUCCCAUGGCUUUGUGCACAUACCAUCUUUCUAUUUUUUAAUUCUUUAUGCAGUACUGUAAAAUUAUAUGUGGCAAUGAAUUGUAUAAUCUAACUGAGCUUCCUUAAACUUUUUUAUUUUGUAUAAAAA